CUGAUACAACUUCCCUUUAGCGGUGGGAGAAAGGAAAGUGCAAAGCAUCUCACCCUCGGUGUUUCUCCAUAAUUCAAUCUUUAGUUAUUCUUUCUCUCUCUUUCUCUCUCCAAUCUGCAGUCAGUCUACAGACGUGAAGAAGAAUGGUUAUGAUCAGAGUUCGUAGCCGUGAUGGUGUGGAAAGGGUUUCAAUAGACAACCCAAACAUAACAAUCGGUGAACUGAAAACCCUAAUAGAGUCUGAGCUUCAUGUUCCAGUACCAAAUCAAACUCUUUCACUUCACCAAAACCUGUUGUUGGCGAAAAGCCCUUCCGAUAGAUCCCAAUUCACCGACUUAUCAAACCCGGAAAUUCGAAUUUCAUCUCUGAAAAUCGGGCACGGGUCCUUAGUCUAUCUCUCCUACGAUGGUGAACGUGAUAUCGUUACGUCGUCUCCCCGCCCCACUAUCACCCCUGCAGGCUCCUUCGGAAGGAAGAUGACAAUGGAUGACUUGAUUGCCAAACAGAUGCGUGUCACUCGCCAGGAGAACCCGCAUUGCGAGCUCGUCUCCUUCGAUAGGGAUGCCGCUAACGCCUUCCAGCGCUACGUCAAUGACACUCUGGCUUUUGCUGUGAAAAGGGGUGGCUUUAUGUAUGGGACUGUCUCCGAGGAGGGGAAGGUGGAGGUUGAUUUUAUCUACGAGCCGCCGCAGUUGGGGCAGGAGGAGAACUUGGUGCUUAUGAGGGAUGCUGAAGAGGAGAAGCGCGUUGAUGCUAUUGCUAUGGGUUUGGGGAUGAGGAGAGUUGGCUUCAUAUUUACUCAAGCUGUUGGUCAAAAUCAGAAGGAUUAUACUAUGUCGUAUCUCGAGGUUGCGCAGGCUGUCGAAUUGCACGCUGAGAGUGGUUUGGACCAGUGGGUCACUGCGUUGGUCAAGUUGCAAGUUAAUGAUGAUGGUGUGGCUGAUGUGCAUUUUGAGGCCUUUCAGAUGAGUGACAUGUGUGUUCGCCUUUUUAAGGAGGAUUGGUUCGAUUUUCAGGCUGCCAAAGACCUUGAUCCUAAGGUGUCCCGAAUGAAGAAGGAUGUAGUUGUUGGUGGAAAGGAUGUUCAAGAAGUGGAUAAUGAUUUCUUUUUGGUUGUGGUCAAGAUCUUCGAUCAUCAGGGCCCGCUUUCAUCGACAUUCCCAAUAGAGAAUAGGAAUUUUCCAGUUACGACAAAGGCUGUGAAGACUCACCUUGAGCGAACUAAGUCUCUUUCAUUUGUGAAGAGAAUUUCUGAUUUUCAUUUGCUGCUCACCUUGGCCAGGUUUCUGGAUUUAAAUGCUGAUGUUCCAGCAUUAACUGCGUGUGUGCUCUCACAGACAGCUGUACCAGAAGGAUACCAGUUGUUGAUAGAGUCCAUUGCGAAUGCUGGUGUAUGAUUAUCUUAGCAACUUAAAGAAUUGUAUUCAUUCCAUGGCACAAAUGAUGUGCUGUUCGAUGAUGGUUGAUGCUAUUUUACUUGCAUGAGGCUUUUUGAGGCUGGCAAGCCUUGCAUGAUACAGAUUAGGAAAUCAGUGGUUAAAGCAGCAACUAUAUAGCCAAAUAUGUGCCCAGAUUGACCAUGAUCCCUGCUGCACUGAUGUGUCCGUCAUCUUGCAGACAGUGCAGUGUGCAGUGUUUAUAACAUUAUGAAUAGGAGGAUCAGGCAAGGUCAAAUUAAAACACGGAAUAAUGUUGCUUCGAAAGUUUGAUUUUAUUGUGAUAUUAAUGUAUAAACUAUAUUGUGUCGUGUUUUUACGCUGAUGUUUUCACCUAA
Molecule: messenger RNA, 1774 nt
Organism: Beta vulgaris subsp. vulgaris (sugar beet)
Lineage: Eukaryota; Viridiplantae; Streptophyta; Magnoliopsida; Caryophyllales; Amaranthaceae
Product: NPL4-like protein 1
Exons: 2
Coding region: 144-1397 (417 amino acids)
Biological process (GO): ubiquitin-dependent protein catabolic process
Cellular component (GO): nucleus
Molecular function (GO): ubiquitin binding; ubiquitin protein ligase binding
Source: RefSeq, a predicted model, not a curated record